UAUUUGAUCACAAACAAACGAAAUAUAUAUAGAAAUAAAAAGGAUGGAACUACCGGUAUUUUUUUGCAAUGACCCACCACCAAAGUAGCAGAGCUUUCAACAAUUCUCUUAUCUAAAACCAGUUAACAAACAAAGCCCGAUCUGCUCCUCUCAAUACCCAUACAUCCUCCUCUUUCUUUCUUUAGACGCCGCCGCAUGUUAUUUUCUUUCUAGUUCUAAAAAUCAGAGAUAAUCUCUGUAGAGAGAGAGAGAGAGAGAGGGAUUAUAGAUCAUAGAUCUAUAUCAAAGACAGAUGAGUGCAAAUAAUGGAGGGGGGCCGUGUGGCGCCUGCAAAUUCCUUCGGCGAAAGUGCGUGAAAGGGUGCAUAUUUGCACCAUAUUUUGACUCGGACCAAGGCACGGCUCACUUUGCUGCGGUGCACAAGGUUUUUGGUGCGAGCAAUGCUUCAAAGAUGCUGCAGCGAAUACCGGCUCACAAGCGCGUCGAUGCCGUUGUUACACUCUGCUAUGAAGCUUUGGCUAGGGUUAGAGACCCUGUUUAUGGCUGUGUUGGCCACAUCUUUACCCUCCAACAACAGGUAGUGAAUUUACAGGCAGAGUUAGCCUACAUUCGGGCCCGUCUUUCUACGUUGCAGCGCUUCCCUCUAACGCCACCAUCUCAAGCCCAAUGCCUAUCGGCAACGAGUCUUCACUCCUCAUCAGAAAUAAGAUCUGACUUGGUGUCUUCUUCUGACAUGUCAAUGCACUUUUAUACACCACAACCACAACAGACUUCAAUCGAGCUCACAAGUUUUCCAAAUCCUUUUGGUCAAGAAAUGGAGAACGAGGAGCUUCAAGCUUUAGCCCGGGAAUUUGUCUCCAGAUAUCUUCCUGGUGUUCGAUGCCGGCCUUCGACUUCUAGUUAAAACUUCUGAUGUUGUUAACCAUAACCUUUCAUGUGCUUUGUCCCAGAUAACUGCUAUUGAUUCUGUAAUCUAAUGAAAUCGUACCCUUUUUUUUCUACUUGAGUUCACAAUUUCAUCCAAUGUUAGCGGCAGCGGUUCGUGUUUUUCAGCUUGUUCAAGGGUUCCUAUUUUCUGGAUUGUUACAAAUUUUUAGUGCUUCAAGUCAUGGAUGUCAUUUUUAUCCCCCCAACUUAAAAGAGUAAUUCGAUUUUCCA
Molecule: messenger RNA, 1158 nt
Organism: Durio zibethinus
Lineage: Eukaryota; Viridiplantae; Streptophyta; Magnoliopsida; Malvales; Malvaceae
Gene: LBD19
Product: LOB domain-containing protein 19
Biological process (GO): hormone-mediated signaling pathway; positive regulation of DNA-templated transcription
Cellular component (GO): nucleus
Source: RefSeq, a predicted model, not a curated record